GACAUUCCAGUCAUUCGACAGUCAUCAAAACACUUUCGUCAAAGUAGGGUGAACAGAGGCAGAAGAAAACAGUGGAAAAGGCAGUCGUGAAAAAUUUAUCAAUAAAGUUCUUUGCUUUGAAGGCAGGACAGUCGCAUAGGAUAAAGUAAACUGCAGCAACACCUCGGCUCAAGGACAGUUCCGGACAGCAAGUCACCACAACAAAAUGUCGAUCAUGGACAGAAUCAGACAGUCAUACUGGGUCGAAAAUGUCCCCAGACGGAACAUUAUCGCGACCCUGGUGGCGUCAUUCCUGUUCUUCUCCGGGUGGUGGAUCGCAAUCGAUACGGCCUCGGUCCAUCCAAAGUCGUGGGACUUUUCGUACUACAUCUGUGGCAUCCUGGCCACGAUCAGCUUCUUCAUGGUGAACUCGAUCUCGAACGAAAUGCUGCACGGUGGCGCGGCCUACACCGGCGGUGUGAUGGGCGAGAGCGGCAUUAAGGUGUUCCUGUUCAUCGGGUUCGUGCUGGGCUUCGCCUCGAUCAUCGCCGCCAUCUGGAUCAUGAUCGCCGAGUUUGCCGUCAACGAUGACAAGUCGGACAAGGGACCGGGGUACGCACUGCUGGUGCACAACAUCUUCAUCUUCUUCUCGUCGCUGAUCUACAAGUUUGGCCGCCACAGCGACGAUCCGUAUGCCGCGGGAAUCUUUUAAGAAGUGGCGUUGGGUUUUUUUCCUGGGUGGCGUGAGUACGAUUUUUUCCGUCUCAGUGCGUGUGAUCACACGAACUGCAUCUGCAUCUUUCAUUUCGAAUAAGUUUAUCAUACCUACUGAUCAUGAAUAUCCAGUAAAAUACAAUGAAAACAGGCAGCGGUAAAGAAGAUAAAUAUUCUUUUUUGUUUGGGUUUGUGAAGAGUAAAAAACAGAGUCAAGAGAAAAUACCGCCGCAAUUUAUGCAAAUUUUACAGUAACAGUAACAGUUAGCCGAUAAUCCCACACUCCAAACAAAGGAAAAGGAAGGAAUUUAUUCUAACAAUGUACCCGUAACUAUCCGAAAUAGAGUACUUUAAUUUUCUGGCAUAUGUAUAAAUUACUCAUAAAGUAUGUAAUAAAAAAGAGCAACUUACGAUAUAGGUAACAA
This is a messenger RNA of Culex pipiens pallens (northern house mosquito), 1118 nucleotides long. RefSeq names its product transmembrane protein 50A. Lineage: Eukaryota; Metazoa; Arthropoda; Insecta; Diptera; Culicidae. Bases 206 to 691 code for a protein of 161 amino acids. Gene Ontology annotation, biological process: protein targeting to vacuole; late endosome to vacuole transport via multivesicular body sorting pathway. The transcript is spliced from 4 exons. The record is from RefSeq and is a predicted model, not a curated record.